UUCAACUCUGUGGGCAAAAAAUUGGGCCAGGAAUUUAAUUAUGCUGUUCCGGUUUCGGAAGCUGUGUGAAGGUGUCGACUGUAAAAAAUCAUGUUCAGAAGAACACCCCUUGGGACCUUAACGAAUUUUUAAAGAUUCUUUAAAAUUCCCCGAUUUCGCAAACUUUAUCUCUAUUCAUUAUUUUCACUAUUUUCCUCAUUUCCUGCAAUAACUGAUUCGCCCUUUGGGGGCCAUUCUGAAUACUGUUUCCACAUUUUUUUUCAGAGUAUCCUUACAUUUGAUUGUUAUGUAUACACUCACAACUUCUUUAUGAGAAACAGCUUCCAAGGCAUUCAUAAAAACAUUUUUUAUUGCAUUCCAUUCGUAAGAAAGUGAGGUUAAAAAUUUGACAACUUGCUAUCUUCACCGAUAUCUCCCCUGACAGUUCUAACCUCAAAAUCGUUUCCAUUUUUCCGGCUGGAUUUUCUCCGAUUUUUCACUUAAAAUGGAGGUGGAAAUGAGCGAAGAAGAGCUCCUCAAGAAACACAAGCAGGAACGCAAAGACCUCCAGGCGAAAAUCCAGUCGUUGAAAAAAAGUGUGACAAAAGGCGAUAAAAAGAAGAAAAAAGAAGUGACUGAAGAAAUCGCCCGCCUUGAGCAGGAACUUGAAACUAAACACUCCUCCGAACUUGGAUCAUUAAAACCAGUCACUGAGGAACAAAUCCCUGAAGAUUCGGAGACUGCUGAUGAUCCCGAAGCACCCAAUGAAGACAAUCAACCGGUUCGAGUGUCGCGAGCCGGUCGCCGACGCAAUAAAAAGGCUCAAGAGGAACGUGAACGUGAGAAACGCAUUCAGGAGCAAGCCGAGAAGAAUAAAGAGGGGCCCAGAAUGACGGAAAUGAACGCGAUUAAAGAAGUUUUGGCCAAAAUGGGGCUACAGUUGUUUAAUAUUCCUGCCGAUGGGAAUUGUCUAUAUUGUGCGGUCAAUCAUCAGUUGGUCUCGACGGGGAGGGAAGCUUACACCGUGCCGAAAUUACGCAAAUUAACAGCAGAGUUUAUGAAAGAGAAUAAAGAAGAGUUUUUGCCUUUUAUGUAUAAUGAGUCGGAUGAAACAGUUAGUGAAGAGUAUUUUGAAUCGUAUUGCAAGGAAGUGGCCACGACCAAGCUAUGGGGGGGCCAACUGGAACUCAGGGCGUUAUCUAAUGUUUUAAAGUGCCCCAUCAAGGUUAUACAAGCAAAUGGGCCCCCAACGUUACAGGGGGAGAAUUUCGAGGGGCCGGAGUUAAUUUUAGCCUACCACAGACAUUUAUACCGGUUAGGUGAACACUACAAUUCCACUAUUGUGCUGAAAGAUGAAGAAGAAAAAUAAAACACUGCCAAACGUAAGAAGCCAGGUUUUUAAUUAUAAUAAGCGCCAAAAUGGUACGAACAGGCGUAAAAAGGAUUAACAGCUGUAAAGUGAAACUUUUGUAAUGACGAAGGAUUAUUAUAAAUGAUUUUUAAACAAUUAA
Messenger RNA from Tribolium castaneum (red flour beetle), 1490 nucleotides. RefSeq lists its product as uncharacterized. Lineage: Eukaryota; Metazoa; Arthropoda; Insecta; Coleoptera; Tenebrionidae. The record is from RefSeq and is a predicted model, not a curated record. Gene Ontology annotation, biological process: protein deubiquitination. The coding region runs from base 485 to 1348 and encodes 287 amino acids. The transcript has a single exon. Gene Ontology annotation, molecular function: cysteine-type deubiquitinase activity.